AUGAAGUCAUAUUUGGUAGUUGGAGGAUGUGGAUUUCUUGGUAGAUAUAUUGUUGAAGCAUUAUUAGCAAGAGGUGAAAAGAAAGUUCAUAUCUUUGAUAUUAGAAAGUCGUUUGAAGAUGAUCGUGUCACAUUCCACAUUGGUGAUAUUAGAAAGUUGGAGGAUUUGGAGCGUGCUUGCAAGGGUAUCGAUACUGUCUUUCACACCGCUUCACCAACUCAUGGUAUGGGAUACGACCUCUACUACUCUGUCAAUGUAACCGGUACAGAGAUGCUUGUCAAAGCCUGUCAGAAUAGUGGUGUUGCUCAACUAGUCUACACAUCGUCGUCUAGUGUCGUCUUUAACGGUGCCGAUAUCGUCAAUGGUGAUGAAACACUCCCAUACGUAGGUCAACACUUGGACCCAUACAACAAGACAAAGGAAUUGGGUGAACGUGCCGUCCUCGAUGUUGCCACCAACGAUCCAAACUCUAAAUUGGCUGUUUGUGCUAUUCGUCCAGCCGGUAUCUUUGGUCCAAGAGAUGUUCAAGGUUGGCCACAAUUCUUAAUUGCUGCUAAAGAAGGAAAGAACAAAUUUAUGUUUGGAACUGGUAAGAAUCUUUGUGAUUGGACUUAUAUUGAUAAUGUUGUUCAUGGACAUUUGUUGGCAGCUGACAAGAUGGUACCGGGUAGUAAGAUUAACGGACAAGCCUAUUUCAUUACCAACGAUGAACCAAUUCCAUUCUGGAAUAUGCCAAUCUAUGCCUACGAGGCAUUUGGAUAUGAAAAGCCAAAGUUCAAGAUCCCAUUCGCCGUCAUGUACUACAUUGCAUUGCUCAUUGAUUUCUUUGUCGCUCUCUUGAAGCCAAUCAAGACUAUUCACCCAACCAUCACUCUCUUCCGUAUGGUUUACACCAAUGCCACUCGUUACUUUAAUAUCAACAAGGCUAAACGUGAUCUUGGCUACAAACCAAUCGUUUCAGUUCAAGAAGGUAUGGAUAGAACUAGAGAUUGGUUCAAGAUCAAUUAUUCUCAAUUUAUCAAUAAGAAGUAA
Cavenderia fasciculata is the source of this 1032-nucleotide messenger RNA. RefSeq names its product 3beta-hydroxysteroid dehydrogenase. Bases 1 to 1032 code for a protein of 343 amino acids. The record is from RefSeq and is a predicted model, not a curated record. Gene Ontology annotation, biological process: steroid biosynthetic process. Gene Ontology annotation, molecular function: 3-beta-hydroxy-Delta5-steroid dehydrogenase (NAD+) activity. NCBI's taxonomy places the organism in Eukaryota, Evosea, Eumycetozoa, Acytosteliales, Cavenderiaceae. The transcript has 3 exons.